Messenger RNA from Galleria mellonella (greater wax moth), 1675 nucleotides. RefSeq lists its product as uncharacterized. Lineage: Eukaryota; Metazoa; Arthropoda; Insecta; Lepidoptera; Pyralidae. The transcript has 2 exons. The coding region runs from base 204 to 680 and encodes 158 amino acids. The record is from RefSeq and is a predicted model, not a curated record.
GUCUGUCCAGUAGUCGCAUCGAACGAAACGAAUGAACGUUAUGUUCCUUGCUACGUUGCUUACUUGACCCUGCCGAAUAACUUGUUCCUAACAUCAGCGUUCAAAUAAUUUGUUGAAUUACAUUUACCUACAAUAAGCUGUCAGUAUAAAGAGGCAGCAAGUAUCGUGCGCCUGGGCUCAGAAAUUAGCUGGUUGAGGACAAAAUGAAGGCCGGUUUAUUUAUUUUGUUGUUUGUGUUCUGCUAUGUGCAAAGUCGAAAAACAUAUCCACCAGUUGAUAAAAAUGCCAACAUUGCUUUUAUCAACAUGGAAGGCGGCGGCGGAGUAAGACCAGCUGCUAAACCACAGCCAGCAGCGCCACCUAGUGGACCAGCUGCUCCACCGGCUAAAACCCCAGUUCAGACAUUACCGGCUCAACCAGGUGGUACAAAUACUCCAGUACAAACAACUGUCAAGCCGGCUGUUCCUUCUGCGACGACAAAACCACCAUCUCCUGCCCCCGCUCCAUCGAAAUCUACCGGACAAAUCACGCCUGUACCAGUCAACCCUACGCCGGCUUCAAAGCCAAUCUCAACUCCUGGGCCUGGUACGGUGAAGCAGCUUGUCAAUUUCUACGACAGUCAAGGAAAGGCUAGCCCUAUCCGACCUUACAGCUACAGUCAAGCUGUAAAACAAGGUUGAAUAGUAGUUUAUAAUUCUACUGGUCUCAUUUUAUUUUGCCAAAAAAAAAAUCUAUAAUAUUUUCCUAAUAAAGCCUUUUGUUUCAUUGUUAAAAUUAAGGUAUAGAUACUUAUUGAAAAAAUCCUAAUUAUAAUGCAAAAUCAAUUGCAAUUCAUAAGAUGCUUCCUGUGUUGUGAAUUUCCUCUUUUCGAAAUCUUCAAAUAUCUAUUAUGAAUGACCAGCGAUUACAAAAUUAUACAGAAUUUAUUAAUCAAGUUCAUUAACGUUUCACAUGCCCGAAUGUAAUGAGUUCACGCUUUCUUGAUGUUAGUAAUUAUUUCGUUCACAUAAACUCUCUUACGGUCAAAAAAAGGCAAUUUGAAAAUAUUAUUCAUCGUGUGGACAUUAAAGCUAACUGCUUAAAAGAGUACUGAGCUACUGUUACGUAACGUUGACAAUUGAAUAAUGCACACGUUAAGUUCAAUUAGAAAAGGAGUCAACGACCGUCAUAUCAGCCGGAUAUAUCUAGAAGCGACAUAAAAGGCGCAUUAAGAUGUAAACAAUUGCAGCGGAGCCUAUUUUCAGCCAGUGAAAGUGCGUGGACGGAAUUUGCAGAUCUCCUCGCCGCGCCGCUGUCGCCGGUUGGCCGUGUGCUGGGCGCGGCGAAAUGCCAUUUUGCUUAGUUGCCUGUACUGACAGUCACAGCUUUAUUAAUUUUUCGCAACAAAAUAAUUGCGGAGGCCUCUACUUUUUUUUAUCUUCAUUUUAUUCAAUUAUUCUUUAGUACAUUAAGUAUAUACCUAUAUAACAACAUUCUCUAUCAGACAAAUUUUAGGAUGAUAAGGAGAGCACGAAUGUGGUCUUAGGACUAAGGCAUACAUACAAAUUUUAUAGCACGGUAUUCAUAUUAUUUUAAUAUUUUAUUUAGGAAGUGUUUCAUUUUUUAAGAUAAAUAUAAAAACAAUUCUAAGGCAGUUGAGAUAAUUUUUAAUUAAAUAAAUAAUAAAAAAGUUUUA